This is a messenger RNA of Carassius gibelio (silver crucian carp), 504 nucleotides long. Its product is annotated as overexpressed in colon carcinoma 1 protein homolog. The record is from RefSeq and is a predicted model, not a curated record. The transcript is spliced from 4 exons. NCBI's taxonomy places the organism in Eukaryota, Metazoa, Chordata, Actinopteri, Cypriniformes, Cyprinidae. Bases 88 to 306 code for a protein of 72 amino acids.
GGAAGGAGCUCGUGCAUCACAUCAGUCCUGUCCUUUACUCAUUCGUCCUUCUCCAAGGCAGGCACGGAGAGCUGCGUUCAUGCCAAAAUGGGAUGUGGAAAUUCCUCCGCCACCAGCACGACAGCAGGAGGUCCAGCAGAAGCUGCCAAGGAUGUGACAGAAGAACCAUCACCAGAUGAUGAGAAGCGAAGGAACUAUGGAGGAGUGUAUGUGGGUCUUCCUGCUGAUCUGACCACAGUAGCUGCCAGCCAAUCAAAGUCCACACGUAAAGGUGAGGAGCGCAUUCACAGAACAACACAGGUUUGAAACAGUUAAAAGCAAAAAAACAGUAACAACAGUAUAUUUUGCUCUUUUUUUAUAGAUCAAAUAACAGCCACAAGUUUCUUAUAAAAAAAAAAGCAAAGUUGCUUGUUUUCCAGCUGUUUUAUAUUCACAGAAAUCAAUAGAUUGAAAUUACCCACAAUUCAUUUUGUGAUUCCAGAAGUUUAUUCGUUCUUCAAUUAA